Molecule: messenger RNA, 2820 nt
Organism: Adineta ricciae
Lineage: Eukaryota; Metazoa; Rotifera; Eurotatoria; Adinetida; Adinetidae
Source: the annotation of a GenBank genome assembly
AUGUCGGCUAGACUUCUCUUCUUAUUCUUGUUCGUCUUGGAAAGUAGUCAUGCAUUUGAUGCUGGCUUUCUCGAAUUGAAAUCAUCCCGUGCAUUGAAAGACACCACACACUACAGCGUCACCGUCUGUGCUUUGUGUCGUGCGACCAUUGACUAUUUGCAGUCUUUACCCAAAAUCGAUAUAGCUUAUCUAGAAACGAAAUUCAAUGAAACUAACGGUCAAUGUCAAGGAAGUAUUGUCAAGGAUAUUGUAAAUUUCUUACAAGCAAAUCAACAGGCGGGUAUUAAUCCAUGGCAAUACAUAACUGCAGUUCGAAUAAUCGCUUCGUCGAAUACGAAAACUGAUUUGAAAGAAAUGUUCAAGUCGGAGAGUCAUUUCGAUAGUGAACGAUUUGUUGGCGGAUCACAAUUACUCAUGAAACGAUAUCNUAUCAGUGAAGAUCUUCUGACUGAUGUUAUUCAUCUUAAACAAACGAAAUUCGCUGUUUUGAAAAUGUUUAUGGUGAUUCAGUCGUACUUCUCACGUGUGAAUUUUCUGAUCAAAGAUGUUUGUUUUAUGUUGAAUCGGACUGGUGAGCAAUUUUGGAGCGAAAUCAACCAGGAUUGUAUGCGAAUAACAAUGAAGGAUGAGAAUCAAACCAAGUUUGACAAGGACAUAUGGCGUACCGGUGGAUCGAAAUCUCGAGAACAAAUUCUACAGAAAUGGACUGAUUUUAACGAAAUGUUCCAAGAAUAUUUUAGGAAAAAUCGAUUUCAUCAAACAGAAUUAUUCGAUUUGAAUUCCUACUUUUACCAAGAAGAAAUUCAUCGACUAUUAACUGAUACCGAUUUAAGAAUUCCUAAGCAUUUACAAGAUUUGUGGUUGAACAUUCAAGGUAAAACAUCUCGUCGAGUUCUCGUUACUAUGGACAUGUUCAAUGGCCAGCCAGUCUUAGUGAAAAGCUCACAAGUUUGCGAAAUUCAUAGUAGUGGAGAUUAUCUGAAAGCCAUGGAAAAGCUUGCAAUCUUUCCGGAUAUAUUGGUUGUUGAUCUCAAUGGUGCAUUCGGUGAAGUCGACACAGUCAAUCGUCGAAUUAUCAAACAGUUAGCUCUAAAAUAUCAUGUACACACAGGUGGUGGCUUACGAACUAUCGAUGAUCUUGAAGAAAUGUUGAAUUCCGGCAUUCGUCGAUGUGUCAUGGCCAGUGGUGAAGAUUCGUUAAUCGAAAAAAUUCCCAAAGAUCGUCUGAUCGUUGAGAUAAGCGUCAACGAGAAAAACGAAGUGCUGAUUCAUGGACGACGAACUAAUACACACGUAAAUAUCUUAACAAGACUUCAUCAAUUAAUUGGUGUUGGUGUCCGUGUUAUUAGUAUAACAUUGGUUCAAACCGAAGGGCAUCUUUCCGGAAUUCCUCGUCAACAAAUUCGCGAAUUAAUUUCACAAAUUCCGUAUGAAAUCGAAAAAAUUUAUAUUGCCGGUGGAGUUAGCUCAUUGGAUGAUUUGGAUUACCUUUGGUCGUUUCCUCGUGUUAUACCAGUCCUUGGUUCGGCUAUAUGGAAAAACAAGCUGACGAUCGGACAGAUAUACAAUCGAAUGCUGUAUUUCGAUGAGAAUGGUCUUGUACCAGCGAUUAUUCAGGAUGUCAAUGGGUCAGUGAAAGGUUUAGUUUACAUGAACGACAAGUCGAUUGAGAAAACAUGUGAAAAUCGAGUUUUAUAUCGCUAUUCAAGAAAAUUACAACGGGUGAUCAUGAAAGGUGAAAUGUCCGGUGACCAACAACAAGUAAUCCAAUUAAGUGUUGAUUGUGACUCGGAUGCACUGCUGAUUACUGUUGAUUCGAACAAACCAUUUUGUCACACAGGGAAUCAUAGUUGUUUCAAUGUGCAAACAAGUUUAAAAGCCAAUUUUGCUAUUCUAGCUGACCAUAUCAAAUCACGAAUGUCUACUGAUAGUUACACCGGAAAAAUCCAACGAAAUCCUUCGUUAGCUCUGGUGAAAAUCAUGGAAGAGUUGUGGGAAAUUGUCGCUUGCCACAACGACAAUCAAACCGACGAAUGUAGUGAUAUGAUUGCGCAUUUGAUCAUGUAUCUCAAUGGUAUGGGAAUAUCAAUUGAAGACAUCUGUAAUGAAUUAAAUCGACGACGAUGGAUGGCAAAAGGUUUAACUACUCCUAUGAUUGAACAAAAAUCCAAGGAAAUCAUAAUUGGAAUUACAAGUUCGAAAUACACUGAUAAAACCGAUAGAUUUGCUGAAGAGGAACUAGGCAUACGGAUCAGACGACAGUCCGGUCGUAAUUUUCAUGUUAGUGGACAAAUCAUCGAUCGAGACAAAUUUUCGAAAUAUUUUCAUCCAGAUGCAAAUUUUCAACUUACGUUAUUUUCAAGUAAACCCAAAGAUAUGAUAUGGUUAUUAGCAACAAAACGUCUGACACACAUCAUCACAUUUGAUUCCGUGGUGAAAAAUUAUCCAAAAACUUAUGCGACCGUGCAUGAAAUCGUUGAUCCAACGAUUUGUCUGGCAUUGGUACGUCGUUCAGGCGAAUCGAUUGAACCGGCUAAAUGGACGAAAACGAAUAAAGUCCUCAUUGCCAGUGAAUACAUCUGUCAGACCACGAGAUUCCUUGAAGAACAUCAUAUCCAUCGACACACAUAUCAUUUAGAUAAAAUAAGUGGAGCAUCGGAGGCAUUUUUAGUCAAUACAAAGAAAUAUUUAUUAGCCGAUACCAUUGUUGAAAGUGGUAGAACGUUGGAACAAAAUCAAUUAGAAAUAUGGAAUAUUAUUGUGCCCAGAGGAGAAAUACGUAUUGGACUUUACGAAUAUAUUUUUGCCAAAAAUGAAUAA